Molecule: messenger RNA, 3535 nt
Organism: Mercenaria mercenaria
Lineage: Eukaryota; Metazoa; Mollusca; Bivalvia; Venerida; Veneridae
Product: baculoviral IAP repeat-containing protein 7-like
Exons: 9
Coding region: 626-2584 (652 amino acids)
Biological process (GO): regulation of cell cycle
Cellular component (GO): spindle microtubule; nucleus; cytoplasm
Source: RefSeq, a predicted model, not a curated record
CAAGCUACUAAUAUAUCCACGUAGCUGUAAUUUCCAUAGUUCUACUGCGCAUGCGUGUUGCUAAUGGGGAUACAUGUCGAAAAUGCAGAUCAGUUUGGGACAUAUAAACAUAGUCUUGCAGAACAUGCCACAUAUGACGGAUCUUAGUAUAGAAUCUUCACAGCCGACUAAAUAUUGAACCUCAAUGGCAGUUUUAAAUUCAUUUUUCACGACUUCAAUACGUGUAGCAGUUUACCGAGCAAGAUCUAUAAGCAUAUUUAAGGCUUCCAUCGUUGCUGGAAAGAGGAGACAAGAACCAAGAACCCGGAAACAAAAACUCGAAACAAAAACAUAUAUACCAAAACCAGCUACAGCAGAAAUUCAGCGAAAACUUUUAAUCGCAAGUGACGUAAAAGAGGCAUAUGCUCAUCAUCAGUAUAGCACAGAUGGGACGCAUCCAAUGUUGAAUUCCAGAACACUGGAUAGAGGCAGACAUUAGUAGCAACUAAUCUCAAAUUAUCUUUGAUGUACUUUUUUUGUUUGUGAAUUUGUAUAUAUUUACUUAUAAAUUUAUGUUUAUGUUUUUCCAUUUUUGGUCUUUCUGGAUAGAUUUUGUGUAGUCAUUGUUAAAACAUCAGUUUUCAAGAUGAAUAGAAACAAAAACGUACAAUUUAAAGAAUCCGCUUUCUACCAGCAUGAAACUGAAAAUAACGGAGACAGUAGUAGCUUAGUGGUAAGAAUUUUAUGCGAGGCUGGCCAGAAUGUUUUGCCACAUAUUGACAGCUUAACAAAUAUAUUUAAAAACAGUCUGAUUCUGUAUGAAAGUGGAAAGUCAGUUGUCUUCACACAACUAUCGUCUGAUCUGGUUGACAAGCUAGAAGAUUUUACUGGAAAAAGUGAUCUUAGACUGAAGCUCGAAAGCAUAGGUUGUUGGUCGGUGAUGUAUGAUUCUUUCUUGAUUUACAAACUGAACGAUAAAGACCAACUAGUUUUACCAAAGGUCCAGAGAACGGAACUUCUCUUUGAACGAUUAAAGGGUAAACAUCCAGUACAACCCGUGUAUGUAAACUUUGCAGAUUUAUUUCUAGACGGCUACCAAUGUGGGAGUUAUCUGCCUUCUAGAACGUUGAGGGAUAACAAAUUAAUGGAAAGUUAUAAAUACAUCUCUUUAAACCCUUCCAAGCGGAUAAUAUCGCUGAAAAGGUUAAGAAAAGUUAAUAUAUAUACUUCCAGAACUUCAUCGUUUGCUUUUCCAUUGUCAGGAGAAAUUUCAAAAUAUGAAAACUUUCCACAACAAGUUUCUGAAGAGCAGAGUGGAACCGAGAGGAGUGUUUUCGCGUUUUCUAAUGGGUUGUCUUUGGCAUAUACAACUGAUCAAGCCUCAAGCCUAGCUAUAGGUGAAAGUGUGUAUAGAUACCACAGAUACAAUGCUGCUACAGAGAGUGAAAGUUCACAUUCUAGUAAUAUUAGACAAUUUACAGGAACUCCUUCGAGUACUUCACAACGGUCAAGACAUCCUAAUUAUUUGGAAUACAAUAAUAGACUACGAUCAUAUGCUCGCUGGACACACAGAAGCCCCGAUCCUGUUACCUUAACCAAAGCCGGCUUCUUUUAUACGAAUGAAGGAGAUCUUGUCAGAUGUUAUCAAUGUGGUAUUGGCCUGAAGGAUUUCUCUGAUGGAGACGAUCCUUUAAAGGAACACGUGAGGCAUUCUAGUAGUUGUCUUUAUUUGAUUCAGUUGCUAGGAGAGUCAAGGCUUACAGAGUGGAAGAGAAUACUCCAAGCCAACGACCCGGAAUUGAACCGACAAAGGCAGUUGAAUGAGCGACAUAAUAUUAGUGCAGUGGCAAAUAACUUUCGUCAUCCCGAAUAUCAGACGUUAGAAUCCCGUUUGGAAACAUUUACCAACUGGCCAGCACAGAUGACACAACGGCCGGAACAGUUAGCUGAUGCUGGGCUAUAUUACACUGGUUUUGAGGACCAUGUGCGUUGUUUUGCCUGUGACGGCGGACUACGUCGCUGGGACCCAGAGGAUGAUCCAUGGAUAGAACACUGUCGAUGGUUCCCUGCUUGUCCAUUUGCUAAAGAAAAGAAGGGAGAUGAGUAUAUUGCCUUGGUCCAGGCAGCCGUUGCCUUAGAAAAUGAGGGGAACGAAUCAACUCAGUCGCGUGGUCCGGAUCUGUCAGGGGCUAUGGAACAGAUGACUCUCAGAGAUCCAGAAUUUAGAGCCGCACUAAAUGAACAUAAAGACGCGUGUCUAGAGAUGGGUUAUCAGUUAACAGAUUUUAACGAAGGAGUGCAGGAACUUAGAAACAGAGGCACUAUAAAACCUACUAUUGAAGAAAUAAUUGAUGUUAUCGAAGUUAUCAAAGCAAGGAAACUGCAAGACAGUGCAAAACAAGCCAGACAAAAUGAAACACCACUGGAAGAAAAUCAGCGUCUAAAAAGUUAUAUCAUAUGUAUGUCAUGUGGUCGGAAUAACGUGAAUGCUCUGUUUUUACCUUGCACGCACCAUCGCAUGUGUAUGGAGUGUGCAGAACGCAUUACCCAUUGCCCAGUGUGUAAAAAAUAUAUACGUCAAAAAAUCAGGACCUACUUGGUGUAACUGGACUGAACAAUAAAGUUUCAUAACGCGGGGAUGUCAAAGGUUAACAAAACCUCUUUCUUGAACAGUCAAUAACUCUUCCAUCCAUUAAGGGAUUUUGAUUUUUAAAGGUCAGGUCACACUGAGAGAUGCUGUUUACAAGGCACGGUACUUGGACGUACGAUGGCACGGUAAUGGUUAAGAACUCAGUCCGUAAGGUACAUCGCAACACCUGUGAAAACGACUUGAUGAAGGUCAAAAGUCCUGAACCAAUUCCAGCUCAGCCACAAAAUAAACCAGAAUCUACUUUAUAUCAUGGAGCAGACGUCAAUUUGGACUAAAAUUUUUAUUGUAUUUGCACUUUUAGUAAACAAUAUAUAUACAACAGUACCUGUGCAAAAUUACUGAACCGUACAGUAAAACAAACUUGUAAAAUUCACCUGGAUAAUAAAACGCUAUAUAGUACUGGGUGCUAUUAAAGGAGGACUUGAUUUUAUAAAACUUGAGUGAUCUUAUAGCAAAUAUCACAAUGUGUUUUUGAUUUGUAUGGGCCACUAAUUAAUAUUGACAAUAUAGUCAUGUUUCUAUAUUCGAAAUUUAAUUUUCGCUACAAGAUUGAAAGAUAUAUAAUACUAGUUUUGUAUUUUGUAUGAAACUUUUCAUUGUAAAUACACAUUUUCUUUUUGCAGUGAUGCUCUAUUAGUAAAUAUCUGUGUUGAAACAUGUUAAUAUUUGUAGUACCUAUGUAUAUCAGAUAAACUUGCAGUACAUGUAACGUACUUUAUAUAGUUACUAUAUUAAGUUUGACAAUGAAAAUAAAACCCAGGUAAUUUGUUCUUUGGAACAUGGGGUCAUGUAUAAAGUAAAUUCCUUUUUAGACUGAUAUCACUUAGAAGAUGCUGUCGUUUUGUUGGUGUUUUUUCGUUUCUUAUCUAAAUCUUUAUAUCUUAUGCUAAAUAACAAUUUUAUUUC